Humulus lupulus (European hop) is the source of this 1021-nucleotide messenger RNA. Its product is annotated as protein FAR-RED ELONGATED HYPOCOTYL 1-like. The transcript has 3 exons. The coding region runs from base 153 to 899 and encodes 248 amino acids. Gene Ontology annotation, biological process: response to red or far red light. NCBI's taxonomy places the organism in Eukaryota, Viridiplantae, Streptophyta, Magnoliopsida, Rosales, Cannabaceae. The record is from RefSeq and is a predicted model, not a curated record.
GAGUCACACGCACUGUAAAACCGCGUAGAGAGUGAGAUGCUUGUUAGAUACAGUCCAUUUCUAAAGGCAUUAACUUUGGUGGGUUUGAGAGUCGAGUCUCUUCUGCAACAGAUCAAAUUUUUUGCUCUCAAAUUCUUGGUUUCUUGUUGGAAAUGGAGAAAAUUAAAGGAAGCCCAUCUGAGAUCGACAGCAUCCGUGUCAUUAGUGCUCUAAACACUCUCAAGAAGAGAAAAUUGCAAGCUGAGCAAUUAGGCUUGCCUAUAUCAAAGCAUAAAUGUUGGGAUCGAGCAGUUGCUUCUGAUGGGCAACUCUCGACUUUCUUAGCCAAGGAAAAGGCAAAGAGAGUAGCCAUUGAUGAUAAGUCAGAAGCAGAACCCCUCGAAUCGGCGAAAGACAGCAAUAGUUUUGGAGAAGAUUAUGACUGUGCAACAUCAGCAUACAAUGGAGCUAAAAUGGAAGUAGAGUAUGCAAAGACAGAAGACAUGCCUUCCUCAUCUUCUCUAACUCAAGGCACUGAUAUUUUGGGGAAAAACAAGUCUCUUUGGAGCAGUUUAAAGGCGGUGAAAGGCGACGCGAAGGAAGAGGAGGAGCUCGUAUUCGGGCAUUAUACUUCCCAACACAAAGAGAGAAUGCAGGCAUGUCUGAAUCUUGAAGAGCAGCUCUUAGAAUAUGGAGAUGAAAGCCUCGAGCAGUGUACUGAUAAGGAGCUUGAAGAUAUUCUCUAUGCUGAGGGAUUGAAUCCCAAUGUGUAUGUACUUUCAUCUGGAAGAUGGACUGUAAAUCAAGUGACUAAUUCAUGUCCAACUAAUGAAUACAUUAAGCUCCUGUCUCUGCUCCAUCUCCGGUGGGGAAGGGGACAAGGCGGGGAUUUCCCUUCGCGAUUAGGAAAAAAAAACUAGAAGAUUUAGAAAAACACUGAUUGAGAUGUGAUUUUUGUGGUUUUGGAUGGAGAGAUUAUUGUAAUUCAUUUUGUUGAUUUUUAUUUUGAAUGCAGAGACUGAAGCAUCAAGUAGGAAACCAA